Molecule: messenger RNA, 1967 nt
Organism: Phaedon cochleariae (mustard beetle)
Lineage: Eukaryota; Metazoa; Arthropoda; Insecta; Coleoptera; Chrysomelidae
Source: the annotation of a GenBank genome assembly
UGUUGUUUUGUUUCUUCACUCUUGUUCAUACUCCCUUCUGUCUUCAAAUUUUACAAGAUUACAAGUUUCAAUAACUAGAAUAAUCAUGGAUGAUUUGGGAGAUAACAUUGAAGCCCAACUCGUUUGUAGAGCUUGCCUACGUAUCGUUGAAUAUAAAGCCCAAAGCUAUGGUCACAUCGAAGAUCCCAAUGGUAGUUUGAAAGACAUGAUUAUGUGUUGUGUUCCAGAGAUGGAUAUAUACGUUUCUUCUGACCCUAUUAUGUGCCUGCCCUGUAUACAAGUUAUAGUCAAUCUGUACAAUUUCAAGAAUAGAUGUAUAAACACUGAGAGUAUCAUUCGUUCUUACAUUCAAAGGAACAAUUUGGAAGAAUACAGCCAUGUGAACUUGAACUGUGUAGUGAAAGAUUUGAUACAAAUAAAUAGGUUUCACAAGGAGCAACAAGAUCGUAUAAUGGCAAUGAGAGCAGCUCUGGAGAGUUACAAUGAACACAGUGUACGCCCACAUUUCCUUGUUCCCUCAAACACUCCACCGCCCAUUGGUGAUAUGCCACAACUCUCAUUCUUCCCAAGACAUUUCCUUAGCAAUUAUAUUGAACCUCCUCCUUUACACCCAAUUUCAGAACCAGGAAAUGUGUUUGCUAUGCAGGAGUCUCCUUUUGCAGCUUGUUCAGAGCUGGUUGCUUCCCAGGAAAGUGAGGUUCAAUUGCAACAAGCUAAUAUAACCUCUUCUGAGGAAUGCCAAAGGGAAGAAUUGGUUGCAGCUAAGAAGGAUUUGGGUUCAGAGAAUUCUUAUGUAAGUCCUAUUGAAUCUAAAUUGAGGCUGGUUGUGAAGAUUCCUAGAAGUCAGAUAACUAUUCCCCUGGAAGCUAGUAAAGAUGGGGUGGAGGACAAGAAUGAGGAUUCUAGUGAGAAGGAAAAUAGGCAGGAGGAAAUGGAAAUACCAGAGAUUUCCCAUAUGGAAGAAGAGCCAACAGACAGUGACCAGUCCUUCAAAUUUUCCGAAAAAUAUGACGACAUCAACAAAAUCUACAAUUGCAGCUGUAUGUAUCUGACGACGUCUGAGGCGCUGUUCAUAGAGCACAAAAAAAAGUGCAGGAACAGAAGCAACAACCUGUUGAAGUGCCCGCACUGUUUGCACGUCACAAAUCGCCCAUAUGCACUUAGCAAGCACAUCAACACGAUGCACACGAAGGCCGUUUGGUUCGUGUGCGAGUAUUGCACUUAUCGCAGCACGGCGAAAGAAUGUCUCAGAAGACACAUCAGAAAGAAUCACAGCGACAACGUCGACAUCUCGGCAGAUCACGCUUGCCAAAUUUGCGGCCAAAAGUGCACCAGUGAGUUCAACCUGAGCAAGCACAUGCUGAAGCACGCUGCCACCUUGUUGAGCUGCGUGUUUUGCUCGUACACGUCGAAGGACCGCAGCAACUUCCGCAAACACAUUUUCACGCACAACACGAAACCGUUGGUGUGUCACGUGUGCGGCUACACGAACGUGUCGCCCUAUCAGAUGCGUAUUCAUCUCAAGCAGCGGCACGGCGGGGUGGGGGUGGAAAUGGUCGACUGUAGGAGCGACAGGCCUGUGUCGGAAAUCAUCAACGACAUCAAAGUUUCGCUGAUGGAAGAAAAAGGAUUGAUAGAUGAGUAUAUGGGAUGAAUGCUUCUUUAUAUUAUUGUUCUGUGAUAACAUUUUUGUACUUUCCAUUUAGGUAAGUUUUUUUUUUAGUUUCGGAAUGUACAAACUGAUAUAAUUUGUCUAGAGAUAUCUGCCCUAGUUCAAUGAAUAUUUGAGAAGAGAAAGUAAUUGUAAAAGUAAGUCGAAAUAUUGUUCCUCGCUUUUUUUACCCUUAAUUUUUUUAAACUUCAAUAUUCUCUAUUUUUAUAAUAUUUAUUCUCAGCCAUUUUUUUCUAUACAUCAUACAUAUUUUUUCUUUAGACAUCAUGCUCGAAUGAGCAAACCAACCCUAUCC